Molecule: messenger RNA, 6749 nt
Organism: Diorhabda sublineata
Lineage: Eukaryota; Metazoa; Arthropoda; Insecta; Coleoptera; Chrysomelidae
Product: AMMECR1-like protein
Exons: 3
Coding region: 106-804 (232 amino acids)
Source: RefSeq, a predicted model, not a curated record
CGAUUGGAGCACAUUUCGUGACUUUAGGUAGCUAGCGACGUUGGUGGUACAACUCAGCUGGUAGAGUGUUGUUUACUUGUGUUGAUUGUUGGAAAGAAAAGUGCGAUGGCUGCUGGUUGUUGUGGUACCAAAAAACAAAAAUUGAAUAAUUCUUCGAGUAUUCCAUCCUGCAAUGGAUCCUCUGUUAUGCCGAAUGGUAUCAGCAAUGGUUUGGGAACUGUCGCGUUACCAGAAAUGUGUUUCUUUUGUUUUGAUGUUCUUUAUAGUCAUUUAUAUAACCUCGCUCCUCCAAAGAACCCAUCGUUUAGUAACGAUGCAUACCCUUUAUUUGUGACAUGGAAAAUAGGUAAAGAUAAACGACUGCGAGGAUGUAUAGGAACAUUUAAUGCAAUGAAUCUCCAAUCGGGAUUAAGAGAAUAUGCUAUUACAAGUGCUGUAAAAGACUCUAGAUUUAGUCCAAUAACUCGUGACGAAUUUCCAAAACUGAGUGUUUCAGUGUCAAUUUUGAGACAUUUUGAAGAUGGUGACGAUUAUUUAGAUUGGCAAGUCGGUAUUCAUGGAAUAAGAAUUGAGUUUAUAAAUGAGAAGGGGAAUAAAAGGACUGCUACUUAUUUACCAGAAGUAGCUUCAGAACAAGGUUGGGAUCAGCUGCAAACCAUAGACUCUCUUUUACGUAAAGGAGGCUACAAAUCAGUGAUAUCUAGCGAAGUGCGUCGUACAAUAAAACUAACUCGUUAUCAAAGUGAAAAGAUAACAGUGACUUAUCAAGAGUAUAUGAACCAUUGGAACAAUCAAAGAUGCUAGCAGUUAGUGUGGGGGUGUCCCAUAGUACCACCCCCACAUCUACCGCCUCCGCAAACAUCAUCUUACACCGCAGUGCCCACAUUAUUAAUGGUGCAGCCUCCACUUCCGAUUCCGACCUACGGGCCUCCUGUGAUGGGGCCACCUGCCCAUACUACACUGCCCAUGUGGUGGGACAGCUAUCCAGGUUCUUCUUAUCGACAAGAAAUGCCUGGGUUGUCAACACCCGAAUCUCAGUAUAAUGUCUAUCAUAAUUUUUUCCAAAAACAAAAGUGACCAAUCAGUUGUUAGACCAGUUGGCGGAUGGAAAGAACGUAUUUCCAAAUGAAUUUAUUAUUUCUAUUCAUUGUGAAUGAAAUCAGAUUUUUAUUAGCAAAUUACGUGAUUCGUCCUACACCCUUUGAUAAAUCAAUAUUGGUAUGCAUAAGAUUAGAAACAUUCGGUGCCUUCCCAUAUUAAAAAAAAGGUAAUACAUACAGGGUAUUUCUAAAUUCAUGCCACAACAUUCAAGAGGUGAUUGCUGGUAUAAAAUUAAAAUGAGUUUUUCCAUAACAAAAUUCCCUCAGUCCGAAAUAUCACCCUUAAAAGGUAGCGACUAAAUUUUUUCUCUGUAGCUAUGGUUUUGGGAAAAAAUUUACUGUUGUAUAUUUGGGUAUGAUGGCAUAUACAAUACGGGUUGUUCCGUUCCAAAGACAAAAAUUUCAGAAAAAAACAAUAUAAACUAUAUUUCAGUCGCCACUUUUCAAGGGUAAUAUCGUGGAAAGGGGAGGGGGUUGAGGAAAUUUUAAUUUCAUCACCUCCUGAAUAUUGUCGCAUGAAUUUAAAAACUCCCUGUAUAAUUAAUGCUAAAUCUACGAAAUUGAUGGACGUUUCUAAAAAAAACAGAACAGAAUUUUGUGGUUCUAUAUAUAUAUAUAUAUAUAUAUAUAUAUAUAUAUAUAUAUAUAUAUAUAUAUAUAUAUAUAUAUAUAUAUCUUUCGCUAAUGUUAGUGGCAAUAGUACAAAUUUUCAUUAAAUUUUUUUCUCUUUGAUAAUAAUGAAUAUAAAGAAAAUGCUUGCAAUGAAUUGAAUUGGUCUUUCAAAUUUCGUAAUAAUCGACUAAUUUUGCUAAUACUAUUUAUGAGUGCUUUUAGUCCUGUUCUGUAAGUAGUAUUAAUACUUACAUAUCCAUAUCUUAUAAUUCUAAAUGUACAUAUUCUGCAAUGCUGUUUGCCAUUUUUUUUAAAUUUCAGUUUCAUAUUUAAUAAUCUUCUUACCAAGUGUUUCAUGAGGGUCUCAGUCCAUCUUGCCCUAGUUCCUUUAUCGAUCUAUUUUUAUACAUACUGUAUGAUAUCCAUACCAAUUAGGCUGUUUCGUGUUAAUUUUUUCUGUUGAUUCUUGUUGUUACUUUCUUAAUAUUUUUAUUUCGCUAUGUAUACUUGGAUUUUCAAGAAUUUCUUUCUUUAAAAUAAUUUUCUAUUGUUCAUUGAUAUCCUCAACAAUUAAUUUUAUUUCAUCUUCAAAUGUUUCCAUAUUCUACUGGUAUUUACAAUUUGAAGCACUCAAGGUCUUCUGUACUCCCAUACUUCUGGUAAUAUCCCUUUUCAAUUAACUAUAGUGGAUUUUCCAUACGGACCAUACAAACUUUAGUACAAUGAUAUGAUGUUAUGUACCAUGUUAUCAUGUAUAAUAGAACUCUUGUCUGUGUUGUAGAAAUUUGUUUCCAAUAAAGUUCUUUUUUUAUCACUCCGUUAUCCCGAAGUCGAAAUUUCUGGAACCGUUGGUGAUAUUUAUACUGAACACACUGGUUACACUACCAGUACACCAACAAUCACAAUUACACUGAAGGUAAACUAAAACCUAAUAACUUGAAUUAGCUGCUUUAUACUGAAUUUUCCCGCCAACAAAUCUUCUCUCGCGAAAAUUGAUACCAACGGGAAAAAGUCCUUGGCGGGAAUCUUCAUAUUUAUACUAAUAAAUUAUAGAGUGGACUGUAAGGAAUUGGCCCUUUAUCCCUAUUUAAGCUUAAGCCAUUUGUACCAAUUUGAGUUUAUCAGUAUAUUUAUACUGAUAUCUUCAUAUUUAUGAAAAUUCCCGCUGUAAUUAAUUUUAUCGGGAGAAUGUAAUUAAUUUGGUGGGAAAAUGUAAUAUAAAACAGGUAAGUCAAGUUAUUAGGUUUUAGUUUACCUUCAAUCUCUGAAGGUUAUCGAAACGCGCGUCAGAAAGUAUAAUUGUGAGUGUUGGUGUAAUCGUCAUAUGUUGUAUAAAGUCGAGAGUCUUCAAUCAGUGGGACAAUAUCUUCAAAACACUGGUAUAUUUUCAACUUAUACAUUCAUUAUGAUUACUGACAUCUGACAACGCGUUAGUCAGUAAGUAUAUUGAUAAAAAUGUCACUGUUGACAACUAUAUGUGUGUCUAUAUCUAUAUAUUUAUACAAAUAUUAUGUUGUUAUAUUCUGAUGGUACGUGUUUUUUUAUUGAGUCGAAAUGCACGUUUAUUAAUUAACUUUACAAUUUUUAACAACUAACUCGUUUUACAUAUUACUGUGCCCACUAUUGCUUUCGUUACUAUAUAGUUUUUUCUUCUAAUUCAUUUAUCUUCUCUUCAUCUGCCAGGUUAUUUCCAAAAUGUUCAUGUCGUUACUCUUUUUGAAGUUUGUUUAUUUUUUCUUUGCAUAAAUAUGCUUCUAAUUAUGGUUAAUUAUGAUUUUGGUUUUAUUAAUUUUGACAUCUGUUACACUUUUUUCUAUUUCCGGAGACAGACAUUCCUUAACUUUGAAAUUUUAUUAUUGAGGCUAUAUUAUUUGAAUAUAGAUUAUUAUUACAAAAAUCAUAUUGUGGUAUGAUUAUUUUAUAGACGUCAUAAAAUGUCUAGAGAGAAAUAUUUUUUCCUUAUUCAUAGUUUUUGUUAUAAGUCCUUAAAAUUAAAACCCAUUAAAGCUUUUUUUGUAAUACUAGUGAGUAAUUAUUUAAAGAAAAAAUUUAAACAUAUAUCAGGGAAUUUCUCUGUAAGCUCGUACAGAUCCUAUACAAUUGUUAAUUAUUUUCAACAUUUGCCAAAAAAUCGUGUUGUAUUUCGAAAAAAAAUAACUAUUAUUUUAGUUAGAUAAGUAGUGCCACAGAAUUUAUUCAUAUUUUCUGAAUUAUUAACGAUUUUCCAAAAAAUCAUGAAAAGGGACUGUUUAAUACAUUAGGGGAUUUUUCAACGUGUCAAGGGACUAUAAAGUGACUGUUGUGUUUUGAAAAAAAUUAACUAUUAUUUUGGUUAGAUAAGUGAUCCCGCUGAAUUUAUUCAUAUUUUCCGAUCUAUUAACGAGUUUACAAGAAAUAAUGAAAGGGGACUAUUUGAUACAUCAGGGGACUGUUUUUCAACGUUACAAGGGACUAUUAAGUGAAACAAAAAACUGUUGUAUUUUGAAAAAAGUCAUUUUACAUUAAUAAAAUAUUUUUUAGCAUAUUUUCGCAUCAAUAGUUAACAAAUUUCUCUAUAAAAAAUAGUAUUCUACAAAGGUCUAGAAUAAAAAGAAAUAAAUAGACUUUCCUGGAAAUAAUUUAAAAGAAAUACUGUUAAUAACCCGCCCGCUCUAAUAAAAAGUUCUAAAAUGAAACAUCAAAGGAACGUCCGCCAUUUGUAAAAGCAGAUGAAUGACGUCGCGCGAAUUCGCCGAAUUUUAAAAUUCCAUUGUAGCUGGACAUGACCGGCCUAAAGACCCAUUUCACGAGCUUGUUCGAAACAAUACAAUGAACUUCAUUGAAGUCGUCGUCCUCUUCAUUUACUGGAGGACUAUGAUCACGUAAUGAAUUGCUGCUGUCACAAUGCUCUUUUUGAUCAAAAUCGACUUUUCUUGAAAAAUAAUCUUUAUCAGCCACUCAAUUUCUGAAAUUUGUGAACAAAGUACCGUUUGAAUGUUACCUCACCACAUAGAAAAUCGGGCCAGCAGUUAAUUUUGAUGAUUGGAUGUAAAAUUUUCACAUAUUCAGUGGUUUUUCCAGGAAAUUUUAUCUUUUAAGGUUAUUUUGUAUAAUAUGUAAACCGGCAAAACCAUUUUUUCCUUUAUUAAUGUAUUCGCUGUAUAUUCAUUGCUCAAGUGUCUAAAUCACUUUACAUAUAGACGUGUCACAAUAAAGGGAACCAGUGCCGGAUUAAGAUUUAUAAUGCCCGGAGCUAAAAUAUUGACGGGGUCCCUUUAAGGAAUUCGGAAAUCAGCAAAAAAUAAAAAAAUAAUAUCAAUACGUUACAUUUGUGGUACCAACACAACAAAUAAUACAGAAUGUUUUCCAAAUGACUUGGGGUACGGGGCUAUAGCCACCCAAGCCCCCAGCUUAAUCCGGCCCUGAAUGGGCAUUAUUACAAAAAUUAUACAACUAAGCAAUUUUUUUAAAAACAACAAAAAGAAAAUAUUCACCAUAAGCACGGAAGUAUUUUAAAAAAUUAUAUACAAGUUUCCAAAUGCUUUUUAUUAUUAGUUCUAUACAUUUUCAUCCAUUCGCUAAUUGGUCUUAUUUUUGUUAAGUUGUGCUCUUAGGAAUAGUAUAAUUUGUUCAAAAGGCAUAGUAUCGUGUUUUACUACAAUAAAGUACGGAUUUAUGGUUUGAAAUAUUUUUCACUUAGUAUAAAGAAAAACGAUUUUCAAAAAUAUUUAUGCAACGAGAAAAACUAAUUUGGUAAAAGAGAAUUCGAAUAAAACGUGUACAAUUGGAGAAUGGAAAUUCAAAAUGGUCUAAGUAAGUGCCAAAAAAAAUAAACGUAUGUCCAAAAGAUGAACAAAAAAACUGAUAUUUAACUUCUUUUUAAAUAUAAAAACACGUGGUAGGAGUUUGAAAUGAUUAACUUAAUAAUUUACUGAUUUCCAAAUACAUACGACGUUUUUCAACUAAAUACAUAGACACUUUUUCACAUACUACCUUUUACCUUUGAACUUAAGAUCUUUUGUAUUUUAUAUUUCAAGAAAUAACUAGUCAUACGACUAUUAAUGAUGAGAUAACUUUAAUGAACAAAACAGUGACUGUUACAGUUGGGUAGCAAAUAAUGUUUAUGGGUGUUUCUCUGUAAACUGGGCAACUCGUUCUAAGACAACUUUUUUGCUCAUAUUAUAAUAAAUUUUAUUUGGGGAACAAGUAUCCGUUUAUUUAUUAAUAUAGAGCAGACGAACCACAAAUAUUUCCAUUACUUUAGAAAAUAUUAAGCAUUUUCUGCUGUCAAAGCCAGGGGACUGUGAACUUAAAUAAAAAAAAUACAAUUCUAGUAUCGAAAUUAAAUGUUUUUUUAUUAUUAUAAACUUUGGAGCUUAAAAAUUAAGUAACUAAAUAAUAAAAGUUGAAUAAUUUUCAUAAAAGUCCAUGUGAAUAAGACCGUUUUCUUCUGUCAGUGUACUUUUGUUUCUUAAUUGCACUGAACUGAUGUACAAUAUUUCUUUCGUGACGAAAAAAUGUUGUCAUUUUGAUUAUUUAAUUAAUGUAUAUUGAGUAAAGUAAACAUACAAUUUAUAAAAAAUAUAAAAUUCAAUCUAUAGUAUCAUCCUCUUCGCUAGCCAUACAAGAGUCAUCCGAACACUAUCGGUUCUAUAGUUUGUUCUAUGAGGUUAUCUAAAACCCAUAUUUUCUCUUUCUCUUUAAUUACAUGAUUCACGGCAUCUCUCCAGUUCUCUUCAGUUAUUGUUGUCAAUGUGUACUUCAUGAGUUCACGAACAUCUUUCAUAUAAAUGUUUUAUUAUGUCUAGCUACAUAACCUUUCAUUUGGGCCCAUAUUAACUCUAUCGCAUUUAUUUCGCAAUGGUAUGGCGGCAAACGAAGCACUGUUAUCCCACGAUUCUUGUCUAUUUCAUCAAUAACAAACUUUUUGAAUUGUAGCCUGUGAUCUGAAGCAACCUUUAAAAGUUCUUUUUUCAACAUAUCAUCUUCAAAUAGUAUAUCUUUUACGAUUAACCAGUUUCUAAUAUCAGCUUUUCUCCAAGAGGUAGAUGGAAGAUU